CAUUGGACACAAUUUUGAUUGAAACUAAAUUUGACCAACAGAAUGCCCGCCACUACUGUACUGACGCUCACAAAAAAAAAAGAACAGUAGCUAGGUUUUUUUAUUUAAUUUUUUUAACAGUAGCAGCUACCUCUUUUACAAAUAGGAAAACAGUACUUAUUUUUUUAACUCACUUGUUCCAUGGCUUAAAAUCCAUUAUACCGGACAAAUCAGCUGUGGACGACAAUACACACUGUUGAGGGCUGCUUUGGUCCAGAGUUGACUUACACUUUUGGAUGCAUGACGAGAAUCUGAAAGAUGACGACCGAGACCCACGUCAAGGACAUCAAGCCAGGACUCAAGAAUCUCAGUGUUAUCUUCAUCGUACUCGAAACAGGACGAGUGACAAAGACAAAGGAUGGGUAUGAGGUGCGGACCUGUAAGGUGGCCGACAAGACAGGCAGCAUUAGCAUCUCAGUUUGGGAUGAGGUGGGGAGACUGAUCCAAACCGGUGACAUCAUCAGACUCACUAAGGGAUAUGCGUCUGUGUUCAAAGGUUGCCUGACUCUGUACACGGGUAGAGGUGGAGAGCUGUGGAAGAUUGGAGAGUUCUGCAUGGUGUAUUCAGAGGUGCCAAACUUCAGUGAGCCUAACCCAGAGUACUCUAACAUGGACCAGAUGAAAAACAAGACUGUAGUCGGUGACCAAGGAAACAUACUGAACAACAACAAUAACAGCUCAGCUGGAAAUGAAACUACCAAUGGGAACGGUGUAAAUUCUCAAGGUUCCGGGAGCUCGGCUAAUCCUCAGCAGGGAGGGCGGGCUGGCAGUGAUGUUGGCAGCAGAGCAGCCAAUCCAGGAGCAGGAGGGAUAGCUGUCAGCAAUGGAAAGGAGACUAGACGUUCAGCGAAAAGAUGAUUGGAGCAGAAGGAAGCAAAGUCCAUCCCUCUCCAGAAAUGUCAAAUGAUGAGAGACUAAUGCUGCGUUCGAAGUGGAAAUUUACCACCAUAGAGUUAGAUAGGACUCUAACUGGACAAAACCCAUUUUGGCAUGAACCAUUUUAAAGUAGUCAACUGGGUGGGACUUCCUAUGGGUAAGGAAGCAUCACAUGAAGGAUGAUGGACAAGUUUUUCACUAGUAAUUACCAGUUGGAGGGCUGUUCGUAUGUGGUAAACGUUAAGAAAUUGUAUUUUAAUUAGGUUUGUUUACAAGGAACAGAGUUCACUAAAGGUUAUGUAACAAACAAGAAAAAGUAUUUGUGAGAAAAAUAAUUGUUUUCAUUUUCUUUCAUUUUUUUUUUUACAAUUAAGCUGCUUAAUGGGAAGCCAUAAUGUAUUUUUCAAAGUCAAGCAGUUUACACUGAGAUGUCUAAAAUAUAAAAUUACUCUUUUAACUAA
Salmo salar (Atlantic salmon) is the source of this 1376-nucleotide messenger RNA. RefSeq names its product SOSS complex subunit B1. Gene Ontology annotation, molecular function: DNA binding. Gene Ontology annotation, biological process: response to ionizing radiation; mitotic G2/M transition checkpoint; double-strand break repair via homologous recombination. NCBI's taxonomy places the organism in Eukaryota, Metazoa, Chordata, Actinopteri, Salmoniformes, Salmonidae. The record is from RefSeq and is a predicted model, not a curated record. Gene Ontology annotation, cellular component: SOSS complex.